This is a messenger RNA of Metopolophium dirhodum (rose-grain aphid), 891 nucleotides long. RefSeq lists its product as uncharacterized. NCBI's taxonomy places the organism in Eukaryota, Metazoa, Arthropoda, Insecta, Hemiptera, Aphididae. The transcript has 5 exons. The record is from RefSeq and is a predicted model, not a curated record. The coding region runs from base 212 to 832 and encodes 206 amino acids.
UACUAUAUUAUAUUAUACAUUGUCAGUAUAGAUGAGUCAGUUAGUCGAUUCGUAAAUUGGGAAGUACCCAUUAAAGUAAGCGUACACCGAGAAAUCUCUUCAGUGCUGGUCCUUCGCUGUUCGUAUUCAAAAAAAUACCUAAUAAUUGUCUCUGUUGUUUUCGUAAAAUUCACCAUAAACCAAAGAAUUGCCACAUCCUGCAAAUCACAAUAUGGCUGAGACUUGUGCGAUCCCGGAUUGUCAAAAUAAUUCGAAGAAAGUGUCGUUAUUUCUAAUUCCUCCUCCGAUAAGAAUAUAUGGUGGAAUAGGAUUAAAGUGGAUACAACUGAUACGGCACGUCUAUCCAAAUUUCUCACCAGAGAACAUAUACCGUCCGAAGAUAUGCAGCGAACAUUUCAAAGAAAAAAAUUUCAUACCCUCAGACAGGUCGAUGUUAAAAAGUUUUGCGCUUCCAACCGUGUUUAACACUGUACGUCACUUAUAUGUCGACAUCCAUCGGUGGCAGAUCAACAAUACUGCAGCAGGCAUGAAUUCAGCUGCACAUGAUAUGUCAGUGAUCAGAAAUAAUACAGGCCACACAUAUUCAAUAGCUGAUUGUGUUUCAGUGCCAUCGGUGCCAAACCCGUCUAACAAUACCAUAGAAACGAGACCCACGACACAAAAUGUAUCCAACCCUACGUCACUCACUAAUCACGCAGGCCUCCAAGAACAUUCCAAUCAGACAGUCGUGACGUCAUCUAGAUCUUUGCGAACAAGAAAAAGAAAAUUUGCAUGUCAUUACUGUAAUGCAAUAGAUUCAGAGGUGUAUAACAAACGUAUAAAGCGUAUCUGAGUACCUGCUUCAACAUAUAUGAGUUAUGACUAAAAAUUAAAAAAUAAAAUUGAACAAUA